Molecule: messenger RNA, 867 nt
Organism: Enterospora canceri
Lineage: Eukaryota; Fungi; Microsporidia; Enterocytozoonidae
Source: the annotation of a GenBank genome assembly
AUGGCCGUUGAGUACGAGAAAAAGAUGCACCAACUCAUUACGUACGUAAUAAAAGUGUUUUAUAGUCCUCAGCAUAGCGUAUUCAUGAGCUUUUUGCUAGAAAAGACCAUUUUGACAGAGGAGGAAUGUUGUAGAUUGAUGAAAUUGCUGAACAGAGAAUUCAAUAAGAUUGUGAUGCGUCUCAGAGAGGACAAGUUGAUACGCGUAGAGCAGAAGUUGCAUACAACUUCUGUUGGCAAAGAUGAACUAAAGACGGUUUAUUACAUAAACUAUGCAGAAGUACGUGACGUAAUAAAAUACAAGAUUAUGAAAAUGAACAAUCUCGUUGAGAAGUCGAACAGAGUCAAAGAAGAUAUGUUGAAGUGUAUCAUAUGUGAUAAAACAUACUCAAUGCUAGACGCACAGGCAUUCGUAGAAGAUUUUGUAUUCAAGUGUCCAAUUUGCAAAAAUGAAUUGUUGGAGUGUACUGUACAGAAUGAGAGAAAUGGAAUAGAUAACAGGACAUUUAUCAACAAAUUGGAGUAUCUCAUUCGAUUAUUGAAGGCAGUUGAUCAAUAUAAAAUACCAAACAUGGAUUAUUUUCAGAUGAAGAAUCUAAAGGCGCAAAAAUCCAAAACAACUGAAGAAACAGCUGUGCAAGAAGCAGAAGAGAAAGAAAUUGAAGAAGUCGAACCAGUUCAAAAUGAUUCUGAAGAAUUUGAUGUGAAAGAAAAUAAGGUCCCAUCACCUAUUGAGAAGAAGACUAGUGAAAUAGUUUAUGUCACUGUGAAUGGGAUUGAGAAAGAUAUCGACAAAAUAACAGAAGAGGACAAAGAGAAGAUGACAGAGGAUGAGUACGUGGCAUAUUAUGAAAAAUGUGGAAUGUAA